Pisolithus orientalis is the source of this 204-nucleotide messenger RNA. RefSeq lists its product as uncharacterized. The transcript has a single exon. Bases 1 to 204 code for a protein of 67 amino acids. Lineage: Eukaryota; Fungi; Basidiomycota; Agaricomycetes; Boletales; Pisolithaceae. The record is from RefSeq and is a predicted model, not a curated record.
AUGUCGAGUGCACCUGCUACGACGGAGAUCCAGUCGGCUAAGAAGCGCGCGGACCUGAGGUCAAAAGCGAAGAACAAAGGGAAAUCCGCUGCAAAGGGUGCAGAUGGAGGACACGUCCUUGCUGGAGCAGACUACGUGACAUUGAUGAUGGGUGGUCGACGGAAAGCGGCAGAGGAGGCUCUCAAGCUACCACCGGACUCGUAG